Molecule: messenger RNA, 1068 nt
Organism: Talpa occidentalis (Iberian mole)
Lineage: Eukaryota; Metazoa; Chordata; Mammalia; Eulipotyphla; Talpidae
Product: cAMP-specific 3',5'-cyclic phosphodiesterase 4D-like
Exons: 7
Coding region: 256-687 (143 amino acids)
Source: RefSeq, a predicted model, not a curated record
UGCAAUGGUGGUGUUGGACGUUCCUAUUCAUCAGCACAUGGCAAGUUUAUUAAGGAAAGGAAAAAAAAAGAGAAAAAAGACUCCAGCAUACACACAGAUGGGCAGAGAGCUGCUGUUGCUGCUGCUGCUGCUGCUGCUUCUGCUGCUUUGCAGAGGGAAAAGCAUGCCAGUUGGCUUUUGAGUGGAUAAUUGUUGCAGUGAGAGCAGUGACGUUGGAAACAACUGUUGUCUGUUUGAAUUACUUAUAACAUCACCAUGAAAAGAAAUACCUGUGAUUCGCUUUCUCGGAGCAAAAGUGCCUCUGAGGAAACACUUCAUUCCAGUAAUGAAGAGGAAGACCCUUUCCGAGGGAUGGAGCCCUAUCUUGUAAGGAGGCUUUCAUGCCGCAAUGUUCAGCUUCCCCCGCUCGCCUUCAGACAGCUGGAACAAGCUGACUUGAAAAGUGAAUCAGAGAACAUUCAAAGACCAACCAGCCUUCCCCUGAAGAUUCUGCCACUGAUUGCUAUAACUUCUGCAGACUCCAGUGGUUCUAGAGGCUGGAAAGUUCAAGAUCAAAGCACCAAUAUUAUUGCAUUCUGCUGUGCCCCUCAGAUAGAACAGGACUCUUGGAGUGAUUGCUGGGACUGCAGAACAUUUCAAGCAUGGGAAGGUUGGACAUGGUGGAUUCCUAAGACAGAGGAAGCAUAGUACAUUGCCUAAGUGGAUUCUGUGGAGCCACAUGAACAUAACCCAAGAAAGUAGCCUUCUACAAGCCAGGAAAAGAACACUCAUCAGAUCCCAACCAUGCUGGCUUCCUGAUUUCAGACUUCUGCAUCCAGAAUGGGAUUACUCUCUUGCAAUGAAGCUGACUACUGAAGAGUGAGAUUUUCUUCCAACUAUUGAGUGACAGACUUGAGAACUGAAAACUACUCUGACAACCUGGUUAUUAUCUUACAAUGUAAAGAGAGGAAUCCUUACAUAUGUUGGUAAACCUAGUUUAGUGGUCAUGUCUAUCCUUAAGCUGAUACAUAGGAAAAAUAGGAUGGUGCAUAGUACUGUUUCUCAAACUUUAGUGCAUGACUUGCCUGA